AUGAGUGAAACAGCAGCAAUUGAAUUAUUAAAACGAGCAGUACAACUCGAUGGUGAAGAAAAAUAUUCGGAUGCACUCACUUGUUAUUCUGAAGGUGUUCGUAUGUUGCUGAAUUCUGUUAAAGCAAUUCCGUCAAGUGAUGAACGAAAACGAGCAGCAUAUCGACAGAAAAUUACAGAAUGCAUUGAUCGUGCUGAAAAACUCAAAGAUUUAAUUCAACAAGAAAAAGAUUUAUGUGUACCAUCAUUAUUCACAAUUUGUUGUUCCAAUAAUUAUACUGUUAUUGUUCGAACUGCUUCACAUAAUGUUGCACAAAUUUUGGGUUCAUGCUCAUAUACAUCAAGUGAUUUUAUUGUUGAGGGUAUAAAUAUUAUAACAUGUUUGAAUGAUUCAAAUCAAUGUUCAAUUUAUGUUACAAAAACAGAAAUUAUCUCAAUGUAA
Rotaria sp. Silwood2 is the source of this 441-nucleotide messenger RNA. Lineage: Eukaryota; Metazoa; Rotifera; Eurotatoria; Philodinida; Philodinidae. The record is from the annotation of a GenBank genome assembly.